Molecule: messenger RNA, 924 nt
Organism: Pecten maximus
Lineage: Eukaryota; Metazoa; Mollusca; Bivalvia; Pectinida; Pectinidae
Product: histidine N-alpha-methyltransferase-like
Exons: 6
Coding region: 1-924 (307 amino acids)
Source: RefSeq, a predicted model, not a curated record
AUGUGGAAGCAAUCCCCUUACGCUUUCUACUUCAGUGCUAUUUUAUAUGGCCGUAUGGUAUGCGCAUUGGAGUUGCGCAGAACUUACUGGACCUUUGUGAUUCCACCAGUUACAGGAAUAUCCCGUAUCCAGACACAAGUGAUCGGGGAGCAAGAUCUGAGAGAAACCAUGACUGAUACAGUAGAACAGAGGUUGAUAAAGGGAUUGAAGUCCUUUCCAAAAUACAUCCCUGCCUGGUACAAAUACGACACCCUUGGUUCAGAACUGGAGCUCGAAUGUAGAGAUACAGCUAAAAACACUGACUAUUACCUGUAUCGAUGUAUGACAUCUUGCCUACAGUCAAACAUACAGGAGAUCGUACCGAACAAGAAGACAUCGUACAAGUUGGUCGACCUCGGGAGUGGAAAUUGUUCUAAGACCAGACACGUCAUAGAUCAGCUCCUUCUAACUCAAAAACAGCUGGCAUUUUAUCCUGUAGACAUAUCGAAAGAUUUUCUGAUGCGCACGGUGGAUAAUCUGUACGAGGAGUAUGGCAGGAGAUUGGUUAUCUAUCCUACGACCGAGAAUUACAUGAAUGGUAUUGAAAAAUUGAGGCACUUGGAGGGUCCGAAGGUUAUACUGUGGUUCAACGCCAUAUUGAAUCUUACCUACCGUGACCAGGUGGAAAUUCUAAGACAGAUAUCGACAAUUAUGACGGGGGAUUGCCACUUGAUAUUUAGUACCGACAUCACACAGGACGAAACCUCUAUAUUGAAGGCAUACGACGACAAGAAAGGCAAGUACGCAAGACUUUAUAUUAGUAAGGUGAUACUGCAAAGUUCAGAUCCAAAGACAGUCAGUAAGAGUCAUUCUCUAUCACACCACUACUCAUAUGUAACGAAACGAGAUGCCCAGGGUCCCUGCCUCGCUCAACUGCAUGUUUAA